Messenger RNA from Alexandromys fortis (reed vole), 5138 nucleotides. RefSeq names its product solute carrier organic anion transporter family member 2A1 (gene Slco2a1). The record is from RefSeq and is a predicted model, not a curated record. The transcript has 14 exons. Lineage: Eukaryota; Metazoa; Chordata; Mammalia; Rodentia; Cricetidae. The coding region runs from base 1272 to 3203 and encodes 643 amino acids. Gene Ontology annotation, molecular function: protein binding; prostaglandin transmembrane transporter activity. Gene Ontology annotation, biological process: transmembrane transport; prostaglandin transport; sodium-independent organic anion transport. Gene Ontology annotation, cellular component: plasma membrane.
AGAAGCUGUCCACUGUCCAACGGCCUCUGCGUAUUGCUGUGUCCUUGGCCUGUAGGUACAUAGGGAGAAGUUCCCAGAGCGCCAGGCCAGACAGGAAUUGGAAAAGCAUUUGGCCUUGGGUAGAAAUGAGGUGGCAUGCACCAUCCUUCACCCAGCCUGUGUCCCCCGUAUUGAGGGGCAUCUUUUCCUGGGCUGGGCUGGGCAACAGCUGGAAGAGGUGGCUCUGCAGGGAACAAUGGAAUAGGGGGCUGGAAAGAUGCCUCCUCUGCCGAACUGCCUCAAGUGCUUUUGUUGGAUCUUUUUUGGUUUUUCCCAGAAAAGGAUCACCUUCUUUCUCUAAGAUUCCAGUCCAGGAGGGGGAAAAACCUUGUUCACUCAGCCUACAGAGGAGGUCAGUGCGGGGGCAAUUCAUUCGGACCAGCGCUUCCCUUUGUCCCAACCCCCAGCACUUCAGGCCAGACCCGCUGACACUCGACAGCGCCUGCAGUUUACCUUGGCUCGGUUCCAGUGAGUUCGAGCCCAGCCCUGGGGCGGCCCCCACCUCUCCACCUUGUUACGCCUUCCCACCCUCCUCUGCAGCGCAAAGAGUAGUUUAAAUAUAAAUCAGUCCUCAGCACAAACAGAGCUUGGGCGGCGAGUCUCAGAGCCGUCACCGGAACCGAGGGCCCAGGUUUGCGGAGCGAGUGCAAACACGCAGAGCCCGGCUCUGGACAAUCCCAAAAGCCAGGGAGGCUCUUCGCUCCCUUCCUCCAAGUGGAGACCCGCGCCCCUCGGGUCCCUUUCAACUCUCCACCCCUUCCUUAGUUCCUCUAUCCCACCAAGUCCCCAGGUCUCUCCACUGGCCUGCAAGCCUCCUGUCUCUUCCAUCUGCGGUGACCCCUUCCUCGGGGGCCCGCCAUCUCCCCGCGUGCCACCUCCUUGCCUGCGGGACCUCCUGGGUAGUUAGGGCUCACCAGGUCGAGUCCUAGAGACUCUGGGCUUCCGCAGCCGCGACGUCAGGGCCAAGACACCUGCCCGGGGAAACGGCAGCAGCUGGGCGGGGGCUUGCAGCACCUCUGACACCCGAGGAAGAGAGGGAGGAGAGAGUGCGUUUCAUCAUCGCCGCCACUUAUAAAAACUUCUGAGAGUUCACUCUCUUGCUCAGUCACCGCGUCGCGCUCCCCAUCGCCUGGCUACUACCGCCGCAGCUCGAAGGUCCCAAGUCCCGCAGAACCUGUCCCCAGCCUGUCGCCACCGCCUGGGCCGGGCCAGGGGACUUUGCCUCCGUCGCGAUGGGGCUCCUGCCCAAACUCGGAGCUCGCCAGGGCAGCGGCACCUCCUCUGUCCCAGCCAGACGCUGCUCCCGCUCGGUCUUCAGCAACAUUAAGGUGUUCGUGCUGUGUCAUGGCCUCCUCCAGCUCUGCCAGCUGCUCUACAGCGCCUACUUCAAGAGCAGCCUCACCACCAUUGAGAAGCGCUUUGGCCUCUCCAGUUCUUCCUCGGGUCUCAUUUCCAGCUUGAACGAGAUCAGCAAUGCCGUCCUCAUCAUCUUUGUCAGCUACUUUGGCAGUCGUGUGAACCGCCCUCGGAUGAUCGGCAUAGGGGGUCUCCUCCUGGCGGCAGGUGCCUUUGUCCUCACCCUCCCACACUUCCUGUCGGAGCCCUAUCAGUACACCUCAAUCACCACAGGAAACAGCAGCCGCCUUCAGGCCGACCUUUGCCAGAAGCAUUUGCCGGACCUGCCCCCCAGCAAGUGCCAUAACACCGUGCCAGACACGCAAAAGGAGACCAGCAGCAUGUGGACCCUGAUGGUGAUUGCUCAGCUGCUGGCCGGCAUUGGGACUGUGCCCAUUCAGCCGUUUGGGAUCUCCUACGUGGAUGACUUUGCAGAGCCCACCAACUCCCCUCUGUAUAUCUCCAUCUUAUUUGCUAUCGCUGUGUUUGGACCAGCUUUUGGAUACCUGCUGGGCUCAGUCAUGCUCAGGAUCUUUGUGGACUACGGCAGGGUGGACACUGCGGCUGUGAACUUGAGCCCAGGUGACCCCCGAUGGAUCGGAGCCUGGUGGCUGGGCCUGCUCCUUUCUUCAGGCUUCUUAGUUGUUACUUCUUUGCCCUUUUUUUUCUUCCCUCGAGCAAUGCCCAGAGGAGCGGAGAGGUCUGUUACCGCAGAAGAAACACUGAAGAUGGAGGAAGACAAGUCAAGAGGCUCCCUGAUGGAUUUCAUUAAACGGUUCCCCCGCAUCUUCCUGAGGCUGCUGAUGAACCCACUCUUCAUUCUGGUGGUCCUGGCUCAGUGUACCUUCUCCUCUGUCAUCGCUGGCCUCUCUACGUUCCUCAACAAGUUCCUGGAGAAGCAGUAUGGGGCCUCAGCCGCCUAUGCCAACUUCCUCAUCGGUGCUGUGAACCUUCCUGCUGCGGCCUUGGGGAUGCUGUUUGGAGGAAUCCUCAUGAAACGCUUCGUUUUCUCCCUGCAAACCAUCCCCCGAGUGGCGGCCGCCAUCAUGACCAUCUCCAUGAUCCUCUGCGCCCCUCUUUUCUUCAUGGGAUGUUCCACACCAGCGGUGGCUGAGGUCUACCCCCUCAGCACAUCAAGUUCUAUACAUCCGCAGCCUCCUGCCUGCCGCAGGGAUUGCUCGUGCCCAGAUUCCAUCUUCCACCCAGUCUGCGGAGACAAUGGAGUAGAGUACCUCUCCCCUUGCCACGCUGGCUGCAGCAGCCUCAACCUGACGUCAGCAGCUUCCAAGCAACCGAGCUAUUUGAACUGCAGCUGUGUGACUGGAGGGUCUGCGUCAGCAAAGACAGGAUCCUGCCCGGUGUCCUGUGCACACUUCCUGCUCCCGUCCAUCUUCCUCAUCUCCUUUGUGGCGCUCAUCGCCUGCGUCUCCCACAACCCGCUCUACAUGAUGGUGCUUCGCGUGGUGAACCAGGAUGAAAAGUCAUUUGCCAUUGGGGUCCAGUUCUUGUUGAUGCGCUUGCUGGCCUGGCUGCCAUCUCCGGCCCUGUAUGGUCUCAUCAUCGACUCCUCCUGUAUCCGGUGGAACUACCUGUGCUCAGGGAGACGAGGGGCCUGCUCAUAUUAUGACAACGAUGCUCUCCGCAACAGGUACCUGGGCCUGCAGGUGGUCUACAAGGCCCUGGGCACACUGCUACUCUUCUUCAUCAGCUGGAGGGUGAAGAAGAACAGGGAAUACAGCCUGCAAGAGAAUGCCUCGGGCCUCAUCUGACCCUCAGUCAUGGCUACCCCCGUUUCAGAGACUGGAUCCUCCCCCUCCACACUAGCCUGUAUUAACUGAUGUUAACGUGCCUUUCCCUUUUCUUCCUUUCUUCCUUCCUUCCUUCCUUCCUUCCUUCCUUCCUUCCUUCCUUCCUUCCUUCCUUCCUUUUCUUCCUCCUUACCUCCCUUCCUCCCUCCCUUCCUUUAUUAUUAAGACAGUCCCAUUCCUUUGUCUCAGCCGCCUCACCCUCCUGAAGUCUACUCAAUGGUUCUUGAGGCCUUGUGCACUGGACUGAAUGAGCACUGAACUGGAGGGUCCAGUUUCCCAGACUCCUUGGAAGGGGUCUCCCACAUCGGCAGGCUCUCCUCAGCGUUGGGUCCUCCCACAAGACGCCCGUGAGGCAGCCCCUGCUCUCACCAGCCUCUCAGGAAUGCUUAAGAAGAGUGAGAAUAGGGGUCUGUGUGUUCCGGGCCAGGCCAGCCAGCUCUCCUCUGCCUGGAGCCAGAGUGAGAGGAAGAGGAGGAGGAGGUUGGUUUCUUAACAAGGAACUGGCUGCAGUCCCUUUCCACCUGGAUUCAGUCUAGAGUGGGACUCACUAGGGCCUGGCUCCCUUAGUUUCCUCACUUUCUGCCCUCGAGGCUGAUUUGAAAGCCACCAUUUUGGGAAGUGCAGACCUCUCUCUAUCACCUACACCCUGGUAUCAGAGCAGGAACUAAGGAACCAGAGGCCAGGUCAUUCAAACACUGUUUGCAGGAACCUGAGGCCUCUCUACUCUCUGCCUUUCUGGGGUUCCAUUUCAAACUGAGAAAGCCACAAGACGAUGACCUAGGGAGGGCCCAGUGUCCCACCCUCACAGUGGAGACCAGACCCUUCGCAUUCAGAGACACGAGAGGCCCUCCCCACCCUUCCCUGGAAUCAGAAGAGUAGCCUCCCAUGGACCCCACUGUCUGGACCUCAGCCCGUGUGCAGAGGAGUAAAGGGAGGCCAUCUGAGAUGCAGCCAGAGCAAGCGAUGGAGCAGAGUGGAUGUCACCUGUCACGGUGCUUGAUGGCAAGCUGUAGCCCACAAAGAGAGCAGCCAGGUUGGCUUGUUGCAAACACAUUGUGUUCAUUGACAUUUUCUCCACUUCUCACUACCUCUGGGUGGAGGUGGUCACCUUCUGUGGGCCUGGGCUGGAGGCCAUUACUGCUAUGCAACAGAGGGGCAAAGGCAGAAGCUGAGGAAGGGAGGGUUUUACCAACGACUCUGUUUAUUGGCUGAGAUGGUGCUUGGCAGGAAUACUACACGGUUCUCCAAGAGCUCCCCUGUCAAUCUUACCGCUAUUCAUACUAGGGCCUCCUCCCAGAGAGCGGUAGGUGAGCAUCAGGGGCACACUCUAAUGCUUGCCAAACAUAUCGCGUGCCCACAGAUUGGCAGAGAAGAUUCUGACAUGGCCAUUCAUGCCAAUGAGGGCUCACAGACUGACUGUGCACCUGACCUUGAGUGAGAACGGAGAGCUGCCUCACCAUGUCUCUGAAGUAGCUAGGCAAUUGUCAUUGCCCUAUAUGACAUUUAAGUACCUUCCGGAAAUGCCUUAUAUGGAGAGAAGUCAAAAGGUUUAUGUCGGUGCGGCCAAGCUGCUGUGCACUGAAGUCUUUGCAGAAGCCAUCGUUACUGACAGCGUGCUUUCUGAAGCCACCAGGAUUAUUUCCACACAUCUUGCUUGGGAGGAGGCUGCACACAACCUCACGGGCCAGUUUCAGCAUGUGCAAAGGUUCUGCUUGGAACCUGAUCCUCUGCAACUAACCCUGGGCUUGCUCACUGCAGUUUAAGCAGAUUCUGAAGGCAUAGCCUCCAGCCAACUUCACGAACGAUGAACGCCAAUCUUUAGCUUCUGGGAGAUUGGUUGUCUCCACAAGCCUUUAUUCUAUUGUAUUGCUAUUAAUAUAUUAUAAUUUUGUCAUA